AUGUUUGUAGACAAGUAUCUUCGCGACCUGACCUACAUUCAUCAUGUCAUCCAUUCUCCUUCAUUACGAAAACUCGUGGAUGAUAUUUAUCAUGACCUCGAUCAGCAUAUAUCCCCCAAGCACAGUCACGUGGCGUUGCUAUUGAGCGUUGUCGCUAGUGCAACAUUCGUAUGGACACUCCAGGACGACCCGAAUUUGUAUCGCUCUGUGGAAGAUACCAGGCAGCAGGCCACCUCCUGGGUAACUGCGGUCCUCGACGUGCUGGAUCACUCACGGCGGACGAUGAAUGGCUCCAUUGAAGACGUUCAGGCCCUGGUGAUUGUAUCAUUCCUCGUCUGCAACAUGGAAGGCACGUCCCUGCGAUAUUAUGACCUGGUGUCUACGGCCACAACCAUAGCACGACAACUUUCUCUCCAUCGGAUUGACCUCCUAUCGUGUCGUCCGCAAAGUGACUCGGUGCGAGCCGAGGUCGGACGAAGGGUCUGGUGGUACCUGGCCGCACUGGACUGGAUCCUGAGCAGGUUUCCCGGACCCCACGAAGGAAUUUGCACGAUACAUCCGCAGCAGAUGACCGUCAACAAGCCACGCAAUAUUCCCGAUGAGGACAUGGUGGAGGGUCUUCCCCUUGUCGGAUUGGACAUAGCGCAACCGACGUCGAUGUCGUAUUUUCUGCAGAGAAUGCGACUGGGAGAGCUCUGUUACGAGGCCAGCAGCCGCUCCACGGCAGAGAACUGGGAAAUUACAACGUACGAAGAUGUCAUGGAGGUCGACGCCCAAUUUGAGAAGUUCCUCGGUGACUUUCCCCCCUUCUUCAACCUCGAGGAUGACGACAACGACGACGGAAACUUAGGACCUAAGGAUCCGGCGAUCACCGUACAGACUUAUAUUCUCGUCGGCAUGGUGCAGGCGCGCCGCUGCAAGCUCCACCUCCCAAGUUUAUGGCGAAGCUCCGACGAGUCGCGGUGGGCGCGGUCACGACAGAUCUGUCUCGACGCCGCGCGAAAGAUCAUCGCGGCCGAACGGCGGCUGGAGAAGGAAACUGAGAUGCCCUUCGCCCUGAGCCGCUUCAGAUUUGGCGGCACACUCUACUGCCUCUUCCUGGCCACCAUUGCGCUAUUGCUCGACGUUUGCCUGAACAAGGCAGCAGCUGGUGGUGGUACUGAGGAUAGGCGCCGAGCAGAGCUGGCGCAGGCUUUUCAGAUUCUCGAGGACGCCAAAUCCCAGACCAAGUUCGCCACGACGCUCUCCGAAUCUCUGCAAAGAUUGGUUUCCAAGUACAAGGUCUCGCUGCCCGCCGUGGACCAAGGCGUUCAAGGCAAUUCUGCGGCCAUCAUAUCACCUCCUGGCGCCACGCCCGAUGGGCUCAGCACAGGAAAGACAGGCAACGGUGUCCCCGCCCCAGAUCUGUCCUACCCCGAACUGCCCUUCUUUGAUGACGUAUGGCAGACGUGCGAGGGUGGCAUGCAGCUGGACGAGUUGGAUCUUGAGAGCAUAUUUGCGGACAUUAACGCCUACAUGUGA
This is a messenger RNA of Fonsecaea erecta, 1521 nucleotides long. RefSeq lists its product as hypothetical. Gene Ontology annotation, biological process: DNA-templated transcription. The transcript is spliced from 2 exons. Gene Ontology annotation, molecular function: DNA binding; zinc ion binding. The record is from RefSeq and is a predicted model, not a curated record. NCBI's taxonomy places the organism in Eukaryota, Fungi, Ascomycota, Eurotiomycetes, Chaetothyriales, Herpotrichiellaceae. The coding region runs from base 1 to 1521 and encodes 506 amino acids.